This is a messenger RNA of Cydia amplana, 821 nucleotides long. RefSeq names its product mediator of RNA polymerase II transcription subunit 7 (gene MED7). The record is from RefSeq and is a predicted model, not a curated record. Gene Ontology annotation, cellular component: core mediator complex; mediator complex. The transcript is spliced from 3 exons. NCBI's taxonomy places the organism in Eukaryota, Metazoa, Arthropoda, Insecta, Lepidoptera, Tortricidae. Gene Ontology annotation, biological process: regulation of transcription by RNA polymerase II. The coding region runs from base 95 to 757 and encodes 220 amino acids. Gene Ontology annotation, molecular function: transcription coregulator activity.
UGGCGUUUAUAGUUUUUCAUAAGUAAUUUUAUUUUAUUUUAAUUUCUUGUUUCAAGAUUAAAACCAUCUUUUUAUUAUAUUUAAUUAGUUCAAAAUGUCGUCAGAAACAGCUCAAGUGAGCUCUUUGCCACUACCCCCUAUGCAAUACAUUAAUUUUUACACUGAUGACAAUGUAAGACGAAAUAGGGCUCCUCUACCACCGAGGCCUAUUCAUGACUCGUACUCAAUGUUUGGCCACCCCUUCAAUGCUGAUGAUACAAUUAUAAGAUCCCUGGAGAGUCAGGGCUUCAGAAGAUUGUAUCCAAUGCAUUUUGAUAGAAGAAGAGAGUUGAAAAAAUUGAACCACUCAUUGCUAGUGAAUUUCUUGGACUUGUUAGAUCUGCUAGUUCACUGCCCUGAUUCACCGAAGCGAGCAGAAAAGGUUGAAGACUUGAGUCUGUUGUUCAUACACAUACAUCACCUGCUCAAUGAGUUUAGGCCUCACCAGGCUCGGGAGACUUUGAGAGUUAUGAUGGAACUGCAAAAACGUCAAAGAGUGGAAACUACACUGAGAUUCCAGAAGCAUUUAGACAAGGUCCAGGAUAUAUUACAGAAUGCUCUUCAAGGCUUGCCAAAUCAGAAUGAAGUCGAGUCUAAUUUCAAAGUGCCUGUAGAAAUUCUGGAUCAAAUGACUGUGGGCUCUGGUGACGGAGCUAAUUCUGAUCCCUGUUAUGAACUUGAUCGCCUUAUGUGUAAUGUUGUGGAUAAUAUGAGAUAGUUUAAGUUGGUUUAGAAUUGCUACAUUAUAAGUACUAUAACAACUGAUAGGUUAAGUCAUUUUU